Molecule: messenger RNA, 2556 nt
Organism: Plasmodium knowlesi strain H
Lineage: Eukaryota; Apicomplexa; Aconoidasida; Haemosporida; Plasmodiidae
Product: conserved Plasmodium protein, unknown function
Exons: 1
Coding region: 1-2556 (851 amino acids)
Source: RefSeq, a predicted model, not a curated record
AUGGAAGUGGUAAUCAAGAGGCCCUACAUUGAAGUAUUCGAACGCAUAUUGAAGCUCUUCACAUCGGUGAGUGAACAUCUGCACCUCCGACUCACGCACAGUAAGCUAGAGCUCAUCGGGUCCAACAACUUAACGAACGAGUUGAUAAUCCACUUGGACAAGAAGUUCUUCUCCCUGGGCAAUGUGAACUGUGAUGAGAAGGUCGUCAGUGGCUCCCUCAGCUCGAAAGACUUAUACCACUGCCUGUUUAGCUACCAAAUAACGAGGCUGUUGAGGAGUGAUGGGAGUUCCCACUUGGGAAAUUACGAAAGGGGCGAGCAGGAUAGCCAUGUCGGUGGUAGCGGGGGAGUACACUGUGAUGACGACAUUAAUCGCGCUUUCGGCCCUGCGGAAGUGUCCAAACUGAUUCUAAAAUUCAACAAGAAGAACGGAACCCUGGAGGUGGUGGUGAAAUUUAAAAAGCGCAAUACGCACUGCAGCGCAGUGCUCAAACUGAGGCCCUUCUGCAGCCCACUAAAAAGUUACGUGUAUAAAAAUGAAUCCAUUAUACAAGUAGAACCCACUCUCUUUCUAAUAAACUUGAAAGAUUUAGCCAACGAGAGAAACGUUUUUCUAAAAAACACAGAUGACUCCAUUGUACUGAGUGCAAUAGAAACAUCAGACUUCAGUCUCAACAAGGAAAAAAUCAAAAGAGAACAUUUCUUUUACAAUAAUAAAAAAAUAUCCAUCCCUUCAUGUAAGACCAAGUAUUUUUUCAAAAAUAAAAAGUUUGAAGAUCACAGUUUGGCACUUCCUCUCACUGAUUUAAAAGUUAUCUUUAAGUUUUGCUCCGACUUGAAUUUGUUUUGUUUGUUUGCCACCAAGAAUUUUAAAGAGAAUGUGGUUAUCUGCUUCGGGGGGAUAAUUUCACAAAUUCUAGAAAAGAAUAAAAGGAGAAUUUUUUCCCAUCGCUCUAGUACAAAAGGGGGAGGUGCAGAGAUGGAACGAAAAAUUCAUUCUGUUGAAGCUCCUCUCAACGGAAGGGAAAACAACGGCAUGUAUGACCACAACCUAUGCACAAAGAACCCCUUCCAAUACAGAACCCUUUACACACAAGGACGGGAAGAUGAAGCACCUCAAUCGUGGGUCUUCCACCUCUCAGAUGAGGACAAUUCAAGUGAUGAAUAUGAUUCGGAUGUGGAUGAAAUAGAUCAACAGACUUUUUAUUUUCCACCUGCACAUGGUCAGGCAGAUUUGCGGAACGAUAAGGAGAUGCAUUACAAUAACAUUAUAGCGGGGAGAAUACAUUUCACAUCUUACUUCAACAUGUCCUGCCAUUUUAAUGAUUAUUAUUUUGGUGGAGAAGAUGUGGUUAAGAGUUACUUCGGAGGGCCUUCUUCACGCGAGGUGAAAGGAGUGGACAUACAACAUAGCACGAUGGAAGCGGAACAAAGGCAUCGCCCACAGGGAGAGCGUACGCAUGAGCAAUGCGAAAUGAGAACAGGUCAAAAUGGCCCAGAGAAAAUUCCAAAAAAAUACCCCGAAAAAAGUAUUAGCGAAACGUGUAAUAUAAAGUCUGAAAAGCAGGAACACCUGAACUGGUCAAAAAAAAGAGAUGACCCCAGUGAGCAGGACACACAUCGUGCAAAGAAAUGUAGAAGGAGUGAACCAAUGGAACAUGUAUCCUAUCCUGAUCUGAGACAAGAGAAAGAAGAAUACACGGAGGGGGGUAAUAGUAGGAUGGAACUACCUAGUGAGGAUCUAAAUUAUGAUAUGUUCAUGAGGGGAAACGAGAAACAGGUGGACAGUUACUUCAAGAUGGAGUCAAAGAUGAAGGAACUCCAAAGAACUCUAGACAUGGUAGAAAAAAUGGAACAUCUCAACGGACGAAGUGUGAACGUGUCGAAAGGGAGAAGUAGAGAUGUAGCUCCUUUCCCAAACAUAAUGAAUGGAAAAAUUGAAAAAAAAAAAAAAAGAAAAAAAAAAGCGGAAUGUUUCUCUUCGAACGUAUGUGAAAGGAAUAAACGUGGAAGGAACUACUCGAGGAAUAUAUCGGGAGAUGCAUGUCUACCAUCCUGUGACAGUGUAUCCGUAGAAGGAAACAACCUGAGUAGUUGUAAUUCUUCCCUUACGGAUGAAUGUAAUUCAUUAGAUAGUGACAAUUUCUACUCACUUGGAGAUGAAGAAGAUUCACUCUCCACUCCAUCACCACAGAAUAAACAGGAUUACGAAUGCGAGAGAUAUUUCAAUAACGUUUACUCCAAGUACCAUUGGGGUGAAAAUUUAAGUGACUUCAAGAGGGGGCUCUACCAAAGUGAUGAUCAGAGUGCGGCUGGGUGGUACUUACCAGAUCAAAACUGCAAUCAGGCAAGGAGUGUUGAAAAGCGGCUUCCUCCACGUGCCUCAAGGAGUUCGCAUUAUAGGCGGUUAAGCACAGACACAGAUAGGGGAGCCAACUCAUGGAGAGAUGCGUAUAUGGAAGAGACUAAUCCGUAUAGAGUAAAAGAGGAUGAACAAUUUCAUUGCAGAAAAAAAGAUGGAAAGUUGGAGAGCAAACUCCACUGGAUGUCCAAGUAA